AUGGCAGUCUCCAAGCUGUCUCUGCUGCUGGCCGGCGUCGCUGGAGCUUCCGCCUACAUCGCGGCGCCAGCAAGAGGCUAUGGCCAAGAGCUGCUGAGCUCCAUCGCGCACUCCAUCGCACACCCCAAGCUCCAGUGCGAGUUGCCACCCGUUCUCGAUCCCAAGGGCGAUGGUCUCCCUUCCGCCGACGAGCUCUUCUCGUCCGACUCGGCGCGAGAUCUGCAGGUCAAGCGCCUUCAGGCCAUCGUGCAGGUCCCCUCUGUCUCGUACGACGACCUGGGUCCCGUCGGCGAGGAUGAGCGCUGGGCGCCCUUUUUUGACCUCCACGAUGUCAUCAACAAGACUUUCCCCAAUCUGCACAAGAAGGCCAAGGUUGAAAAAAUCAACACUCUCGGCCUCCUCUACACCAUUAAGGGUUCCGACGAGUCGCUUAAGCCGGUGCUGUUGAUGGCUCACCAGGAUGUCGUCCCGGUUGCUGAUGAGUCGACAUGGACGUACCCGCCAUUCGACGCCGUGUACGAUGGCAAACUGAUCUGGGGCCGCGGAACAUCAGACGACAAGAACAGCCUCACCGCGGUCCUGUCGGCUUUCGAGGCUCUGCUGUCCAACGACGACUGGGCGCCGAAGCGCACCUUUGUGCUCGCCUUUGGAUUCGACGAGGAGUGCUCGGGCUACCGUGGCGCUGGUGAAAUUUCCGCCGUCCUCAAGGAGCGAUACGGCAAGGACAGCUUUGCCGCCAUCCUGGAUGAAGGCGGCCUCGGCCUGCUGGAAGUUGGCAACGCCCUCUAUGUUCUCCCAGCCGUGACCGAAAAGGGCCACAUUGACAUCUUCUUCGAGCUGGACGUUGUCGGUGGCCACAGCUCGAUUCCCUUCCCUCACACGGGCAUCGGCAUCAUUGCCGAGAUCAUCACCGAGCUCGAGUCCCACCCCUUCAAGGCUCAGCUGAUUGAGGAUGGCCCGGUGCACAACCACCUGCAAUGCCAGGCUCGCUACUCGCCCGACGCGCGUCCGGAGCUGACAGAGCUGGUUCGCCAGGGUGACUUGGAGGGUCUUACCCAGUGGCUGGUCAGGGACGGCCGGUCCACGCAGUACGUUGUCCAGACGUCGCAGGCCGUCGACUUCGUCAACGGGGGGCAGAAGAUGAACGCCAUGCCGGAGAAGACCAUUCUGGGCGUCAACUACCGAGUCGCCCACCACAACAGCCUUGCCGAGGUGCAGCACAACGCCGUUCGAAGAGUCGCCAACAUUGUCAAGAAGUACGGCCUGACGCUCAAGCCCUACGAGGGCGACGACGACUACGAGAAAUAUGUCGCCGGCCUGGGACCUGAGGAGAAGGCCGUCGAGUCGGAAGAGGUCAUCGACUACAAGGGCACGCUGAUUCUGUCGACCAGAGGCAAAUCCCACCCCAGUCCCAUUUCUCCCACGAGCGGUGCCGCCUGGGACGUGUUUGCCGGUACCGUUCGACACACCUUUGCGUUUGACAAUGGAACUGUUGUUCCCACGGGGGAGAUUAUGACGGGCAACACGGACACCCGCCACUACAUUGGUCUUUCGGAGAACAUUUGGCGCUUCACCCCUGACCGAUUCCAUGCUGAGAACAACAUCCACACGAUCGACGAGCAUUCGCGGGUGGAUGGACACAUUGAGAUGCUCAAGUUUUACUACGACUUUGUGCGCAACUUUGACGCCGCCACCAAAAUCUAA
Messenger RNA from Trichoderma citrinoviride, 1704 nucleotides. RefSeq names its product acetylornithine deacetylase. Bases 1 to 1704 code for a protein of 567 amino acids. NCBI's taxonomy places the organism in Eukaryota, Fungi, Ascomycota, Sordariomycetes, Hypocreales, Hypocreaceae. Gene Ontology annotation, molecular function: metallocarboxypeptidase activity. The transcript has 3 exons. The record is from RefSeq and is a predicted model, not a curated record. Gene Ontology annotation, cellular component: fungal-type vacuole lumen.